AAGAGCGGGGUGCACAGACAUGGCUGCUGUUUGACGAAGCGGAUCGAAAUUAAAGGAGAGACACAAACCGUCACGUCAGUGUGGAUCUGACACCAACGUCUGUAUCUCUUCUAUCGAUGCUUGUAUCGAUCCGCCCAGCCUCAGCUGAAGCAGCAAUGAGUUCGUAUCAGUAUCUGAGAGAGUUCAUCAAGGAGAGACUAACUGCUGUUUGUGAAGAAAUCUUCUCAGAGGUUCAAAAAACCAUCGUCCAGUAUGAAGAGGAGAUCAACCGUCAGCACAGACUGCUGGAUAUCAGCCGGAAACCCGACAGAAACUCACACAUCAUAGCUGACUGACCAACACAGUGUAACUUAUAGAAGGUGAAGGCAUCCAUUCAAACGGGUCAGAGGCAUAUUAAGGAAACCAUUACAUGGGAACUACAUUACAGAGUUCCUGAAGACCUCCCACAACAACACGACUGUGUGGAAAAUGAGAGUGUGGAUGAGCAGCAGGUCUGUAACCAGGAGAUGAACUCCAGUUUAAUCUUUUUCCAGAUUAAAGAGGAACAGGAGGACCCAGAGCCUCCACAGAUUAAAGAGGAACAGGAGGAACUGUGCAGCAGUCAGGAGGGAGAGCAGCUUGGACUGAAGCAGGAGGCUGAUACCUUCAUGGUGACUCUAACUUAUGAGCAAAGUGACCACAGUGAACCAGAACCAAACAGUGAGCAGUUCCUUCCUCUCAGCUCUCCUGAAGCAGACCUGAAGAAAAGAACAGAUCACAGUAAAAGUCUAGACGACACUCUUGUGUCAGACAUUCAGAGUAAAACUCAUACAAGGAAAAAUUCUGUGCAAUGCAACACCUGUGGAAAAAUGUUUCCCUAUAGAUCCCAUCUGAUUACACAUCUGAGAGUUCACACAGACCCCCUACAACAACAUGACUGUAAGGAAGAGGAGGACCCAGAGGCUCCACAGAUUAACAAGGAACAGGAGGAACUCUGCAGCAGUCAGGAGGGAGAGCAGCUUGGACUGAUGGAGACCAUCUGUAAACCUGAUAUAAAGUUACACAGAAUAGACCUCCAACAGCAGCAUGUUGGUGAGAAAGAGGAGGGUCUGGAUGAGCAGCAGGUCUGUAACCAGGAGAGGAACUCCAGUCUGGACCAGGAGGAGCCAGAGCCUCCACAGGUUAAAGAGGAACAGGAGGAGCUCUGCAGCAGUCAGGAGGGAGAGCAGCUUGGACUGAAGCAGGAGGCUGAUACUUUAGCAGACAACACUGCUGCUUCAGAGAGUCAAACUGAAACAAGGGAAAAGUCUCUACAGUGUGACACUUGUGGAAAAACGUUUCAGUAUAAAUGCUUACUGACUGCACAUUUGACAGUUCACACAGGAGAGAAGCCAUAUUUUUGUAGUAUCUGUGAGAAGAGAUUCAUUCGGAAGAUCCAGUUAAAGAAUCACAUGAGAAUUCACACUGGCGAGUAUCCGUACUCGUGUAACAGCUGUGGGGAAAAGUUUAUUGACCUAUCAACAUUGAAAGCUCACGUGAGAAUUCACACAGGUGAGAAGUCGUAUCCUUGUAGCACCUGUGGAAAAGAAUUCAGUCAAAAAUCAGCCCUAAAAUCUCACGUAAGAGUUCACACAGGCGAGAAGCGCCAUUGUUGUAGCACCUGUGGGGAAAGUUUCAUUUGGAAUAUGCAAUUAAUACGGCACAUGAGAAUUCACACAGGUGAGAAGCCAUAUUUUUGUAGUACCUGUGAGAAGAGAUUUAUUCGGAAGAUACAGUUAAAGAAUCACAUGAGAAUUCACACUGGCGAGGAUCCGUACUCGUGUAACAGCUGUGGGGAAAAGUUUAUUGACCUAUCAACAUUGAAAGCUCACGUUAGAAUUCACACACGUGAGAAGUCGUAUCCUUGUAGCACCUGUGGAAAAGAAUUCAGUCAAAAAUCAGCUCUGAAAUCUCACGUAAGAGUUCACACAGGCGAGAAGCGCCAUUUUUGUAGCACCUGUGGGGAAAGUUUCAUUUGGAAUAUGCAAUUAAUACGGCACAGGAGAAUUCAUACUGAUAAACAGUUUCAUGGUUAGAGAAUAUGGGGACAGCUGUGAGUUACAGCAGUGUGCUGGUGGUAGAGCUGACACUGAGGAGGAGCCUUUUGCAGGAGUCUGCUCCUGUUGUGUAGGCUUGUUCAGUUCUGUUGUUUAUUAGAGUUUAUGUGUUCGUAAAGGUCCAGGGAUCGAGUUCUGUUAUUGUUCUACUGAAGCCUCGUCUUUUUCUUUUUUUAUUCAAAGCAAGAGUAACCAAAGCUGAGUGUGUUCAUUCAGGGUUUUAAGUCUCAGUAAGUGUUAAACAUCUAGUUUUAGUUUUUAUAUAUACCUGAAUAUAUAAUAUUUAUGUAAGCUGUGUCAUAUGUCAUAUUGUCUCACAGUCACACAGUGUAAGGAUUUUCAGGGAUGGUACUUGGACUUUGCUGUUGUUGUUGUUUUCUUAAUAUAAAAAAAUCCAGCUGUGUCUGCUAAAUGCAGAAUAAACUAAACUAAAUAAAGAUUACAUUCAAACUUCUUUUGACAGUUUCACUUUCAGGAGGAAAAUGUUUUAAUAAGUCACUUAUUGUGAAUUACAAAGUCUGUGACACACAAUUUGCAGCAAGAAAUCCAACAGCAAAUAUAUUGUCUUCUGCCUGUUGUGGUAUCUGCUAUUAGGAGUGUUUAUUUGUUGGAGGGUGACAUGUUAUCAGAACGAGUGCAUAAUCAGCUCAAACCUGUCUGUCUAGAAUACUUCCCUUGUGGGCCAGUAGUGCAAUGGACAAUCAUCUGACUACGGAUUAAAAAAAUCCAGGUUCGACUUCUGGCUGCUUUAGUCUCUUUGUGGCCUCCCUAUGAGGGCGAGAACACACUUUAUGGACAUGUAGAUACUGGGUAAGGGAGAAAUGCUGGUGGUACUAAUCGUUUGGAUUCAAAUGAAAGUUAGAACAGCAGCUCUAAUGUCUUGUGUGUAUCUAACUGUAUACUGCAAAUAUCACAGUGUACUCAUGUCAGUGCACUCGUAGAAUAAAAAACAAGAGCUUCAUUUCUUUGAAUAAUAAUUUUGUUUAUGUUGUUUCUCUUCUACUUCACGGAGAAAUCAGUAGUUCUUUAUUGAUCACAAAGAUUUUUUUUUCUCACUUUGUACAUUUGUGAAGAAUGUGUCAUUACAUCUACAUUGAUCUGUUUGUCUGCUGUUUUUGACUCAGCAAACACUGCAGGAAGUUUACUUUUCAUUAUUAUAAUCAAUGAGGAGGUCAUUGUAUUUAAUGUGAACAAACUCAGGUUAUUUAUUAAAAAAAAAAAGUCUUGCCUUCA
Molecule: messenger RNA, 3308 nt
Organism: Pelmatolapia mariae (spotted tilapia)
Lineage: Eukaryota; Metazoa; Chordata; Actinopteri; Cichliformes; Cichlidae
Product: zinc finger protein OZF-like
Exons: 5
Coding region: 507-2054 (515 amino acids)
Source: RefSeq, a predicted model, not a curated record